Molecule: messenger RNA, 1005 nt
Organism: Colletotrichum karsti
Lineage: Eukaryota; Fungi; Ascomycota; Sordariomycetes; Glomerellales; Glomerellaceae
Exons: 4
Coding region: 1-1005 (334 amino acids)
Source: RefSeq, a predicted model, not a curated record
AUGGACGUGUCCAAGAACCUCAACCGCCGCGCUUUCCAGAUUCUCUGGUUGGCCGCGGCGGUCUGCUUCCUCCUCGCCUUCUUCCAUCACACAUCUUCCAGUGACGCCGUGGGCAAGUGGGCCAGCAGCAAGGUCGGCAGCUUCGUCAACAAGCAUGUCGGUAGAGAACCACUCGACGAGUACAUGGCUCGUUCCGAGUCGAUUUGGGCCAAGACCGUGAGGCAACGUCACGAGAUGAUUGGGGCGGAUUGGGGCGACGCCUCCAAGAUGCCACUGUUCUCUGCCACCGUAGAACCCGAGUACGUCCGGACCCCGUACAGCAUUUGGGAUUUCAUGCCGGCGUCUUACAGCUGCCCGUGGGAGGUCGAGCGUAUCGGACGCAUGGGAGAUGGCGGAAAAUGGGUCUGCGGAAUGUCGAAAUACGAGAACUAUCCCAAGGACCGAGAGUGUGUCAUCUACUCCUUUGGUGUCCGUGACGAAUCCAGCUUUGAACAAGAAAUGCUGAGCCGCACCAACUGCGUCGUCUGGGCUUACGAUUUCUCCGUCGUUGACUUCGGGGAGCAGCUCCAGCCCAACCACCGCAGCCGCGCCCACUUCAAGCAGGUCGGAAUCUCUGGCACGACGGAUGAGAGCAAGAGCCCCCCGUUCUACAGCAUUGCAGACCUGAUGAAGAUGAACGGCCACACUUACAUUGACAUCCUCAAGAUGGACAUCGAGUUCGCCGAGUUCGAAGCUAUGGACGGUAUGCACCGCGACUUCCCUCUGGCAGCGGGUGAAGAACUGCCGAUCGGCCAGCUGAUGAUUGAGAUGCACCUGUUCAACAACAUCGGCUCGAAGACUGUUCUCGACUGGUGGGAGCGCCUCGAGGGACGUGGACUUCGCGCUACGUGGACGGAACCGAACUUGCUCGCUGUUACGAUGCAGGUGGCGGGUAAGGACCCGAUCAUGGCUGAGUACAGCAUGGUCAACGUCAAGGACAGCAGAAACGUCCUGUUUGGCCAUUGA